CAGAUGACUGCGAGGUUCGAGGCCAUGCCAGCGCAGCACAGUCCAGCAAGACCCCCCACACCUGUGAUGUUUGUUUGAAGAACUAUUCAACAAGAAGCAAUUUACUGAGGCACAUGCGAACUCAUACACGCUCAUUUAACUCAUUUAGCUGUGACACAUGCUCAAAGAAUUUUUGUACAAAAGAAUUCAUACAGGUGAGAAACCAUAUAGCUGUGAUGUUUGUCCAAAGAAUUUUAUAUGUAAAAGCCAUUUGUCUAAACACACUUUAAGAGUCCAUACAGCCGAGAAACCAUUUAGUUGUGACAUUUGUCCAAAGAAAUUUUCUACAAAACAAGAUUUGACUAUACACACAGCAAAAGUUCAUACAGCUGAGAAACCAUUUAGUUGUGACAUUUGUUCAAAGAAAUUUUCUCAGAAAAACUAUUUGACUGUCCACACUAGAGUUCAUACAGGAGAGAUACCAAUUAGUUGUGACAUUUGUCCAAAGAAAUUUUCUACAAAACAAGCUUUGACUUUACACACUAGAGUUCAUACAGGAGAGAAACCAAUUAGUUGUGACAUUUGUCCAAAGAAAUUUUCUACAAAACAAGCUUUGACUGUACACACUAGAGUUCAUACAGGCGAGAAACCAUUUAGUUGUGACAUUUGUUCAAAGAAAUUUGUAGUGAAAAAUAAUUUGACUUUACACAUAAGAAAUCAUAUAGGCACCAUAUAG
This is a messenger RNA of Aricia agestis (brown argus), 715 nucleotides long. RefSeq names its product gastrula zinc finger protein XlCGF49.1-like. Gene Ontology annotation, molecular function: RNA polymerase II transcription regulatory region sequence-specific DNA binding; DNA-binding transcription factor activity, RNA polymerase II-specific. Bases 158 to 715 code for a protein of 185 amino acids. Gene Ontology annotation, biological process: regulation of transcription by RNA polymerase II. NCBI's taxonomy places the organism in Eukaryota, Metazoa, Arthropoda, Insecta, Lepidoptera, Lycaenidae. The transcript has 2 exons. Gene Ontology annotation, cellular component: nucleus. The record is from RefSeq and is a predicted model, not a curated record.